Haemonchus placei is the source of this 1551-nucleotide messenger RNA. NCBI's taxonomy places the organism in Eukaryota, Metazoa, Nematoda, Chromadorea, Rhabditida, Trichostrongylidae. The record is from the annotation of a GenBank genome assembly.
AUGGAAACAGGCAAUCUUCGUAAUGAAGACUUCCGAAAGUUACUGACUGCACCGAAGAAGGUGCUACCUGAGGGAUCUGGAUCAGGUGGUGCUUCACAUUCAUUCACACACAGACAUCAAGCAAAGCCCGAGAAGAAGAAAGGAGGAGGAGGUCAUAAGCAUAAAAAGGAGAAAAUCGAGAGCAACGAAGAUGAAGCUAAUCUCAAAGAAAUUCUCAAAAAUUAUCGCGAUCGAGCCCUCGAACGGCGUCUGAAAGGAAAUGAUGAUAACGACGAAAUUGUGAAGUUGGCAGCGGCAUAUCGUGCUAUGCCUGGAGAUGCACGUGCAGUUACAGAUAAAGCGAAUCUCAGAAGACAAGCCAUUGAGGAGUCCAAAUAUCUUGGUGGUGACAUGGAACACACUCACUUGGUAAAAGGUCUCGAUUAUUCGCUGCUUAAUAAAGUCCGAAGUGAAAUCAACAAAUCGCAAACGGAAGUUGACACAGUGGAUGAACUUGAACUUGCAUUUCCGCCACAUCUGAUUUUUCAGGAUCAGAAGGGAGUGGACGCUGUGGAGAAGAUGUCAGACAAUCGGAUGGUCCGCGGCAUACACCGUAUUCUGUUCAAAAAUGAGUUACCACUUCGAAAUGAGUUGUUCGGAAAAGGACGUAUGGCAUACGUGGUUGACAUGGAAGACGAAGAGGCUGAUAUUCCCACUACGUUGCUCAGAUCUGUUCACGACUGCCCUAAAGCAGAGUCGAAUGCUAACAUCAAUGCUAACAACAUGUUGAUUUCGAAAUUGACGCAGGUGCUUUCUUAUCUUCGCGCUGACCACAAGAAGAAGAAAAAACCAGAAAUGACAGAAGAAGAAGCAAAGAAAUACCAGUCUCAGAGUAUUUAUGAUAACGAGACCGAGUAUGCACCGAAAAGAGAUAAGGACAAAGAUCGUCGCGAUAAGGACAGGGAUCAAAAGAAAGAUCGCAAUUAUUUCGAGACCAAAGAUGACCGAAACAAACGUGAUGACCGCGACAGACGUGACAAAGAUCGUGAUAGGCGUGGUGGACGUGAACAUGAUCGUCGUGAUCGUGAUAAGGAUAGAGACCGCGAGCGAGAUCGCGAAAGGGAACGCGAACGGGACAAGGAACGCAAGGAACGGGAAGAGCGUGACAAAGAAAAACGUCUAGAAGAAAAAAUGGAGAAGAGGAGAAAGGAAGCGGAAGGAGGAGGGUAUGAUGAAUGUUAUCCUGGAGGAUUAGCCGAGAUGGCUGGUGGUUGGGAUUCAGAUGAAGAGGACCUAACGAUGAUGGACAUGGGAUCGAAGAAGUCUACUAUAAAGCGUUGGGAAUUUGACAAUGACGACGACUACGAGAAAUUCCAAGGAUCUCGCGAAGCGAUGCCAAAGGCAGCCUAUCAGUAUGGUGUAAAAACGGGCGAUGGUCGGAAGACCAGAAAAAGUGUGGAUGUUAACAAGAAGAUUGAUAAGGAGUUGAAUCAGAUCACAAAGUUGAUAGAGAAACGCAAAGGAGCAUUAGAAGAGGACAGUUUCAGAGAUUAUAAACGUCCGAAGUUCUAG